AUGGUGAACACCCGGAAGAGCUCUCUGCGCCUUCUCGGGUCCAAGUCGCCGGGGCCCGGGCCUGGAGCCGGCGCCGAGGCAGGGGCGACGGGAGGCAGCAGCCAUUUCAUCUCCUCUCGGACCCGCUCCUCCAAGACCCGCGCCGCCAGCUGCCCGGCCGCCAAGGCCGGCGGGGGAGGCGGCGCCGGCGGCGCUGCGGACGAGGCCCGGAAAUCUGAAGUUGAUGGUAGUUUAAGUGAUAGCCACGUGUCUCCACCAGCCAAACGCACUUUGAAACAACCUGAUUCUGUUUGCAAAGACAAAUCCAAAUCACGAAGUACUGGUCAGCGAGAGGAAUGGAACAUCACUGGACAGGCCAGGUUAACUUCUCAGCCUGGUGCUACAUUAUCAAACGGACAUAGUAGUCUAUCCCUUCGAAGCCAUCCCCUUCGAGGGGAAAAGAAGGGGGAUGGAGACCUUUCUUGUAUGAAUGGGGAUAUGGAAGUCAGAAAAAGUUGCCGUUCCAGGAAAAACAGAUUUGAAAGCGUGAACCAGAGUUUGUUAUUUGACCAACUAGUAAAUAGUACUGCUGAAGCUGUACUGCAAGAAAUGGACAACAUUAACAUUAGACGGAAUCGUCGAUCAGGAGAAGUGGAACGACUUCGAAUGUGGACAGAUACAGAAUUUGAAAACAUGGAUAUGUAUUCAAGAGUGAAAAGGCGGAGAAAGUCACUGAGAAGAAAUAGUUAUGGGAUUCAAAAUCAUCAUGAAGUCUCUACUGAAGGUGAAGAAGAAGAAUCUCAAGAGGAGGAUGGAGAUAUAGAAGUUGAAGAGGCAGAAGGAGAAGAAAAUGACAGACCAUAUAAUUUGAGACAAAGAAAAACAGUGGAUCGAUACCAAGCACCUCCAAUAGUACCAGCUCAUCAAAAAAAGAGGGAAAACACGCUGUUUGAUAUUCACAGAUCUCCAGCAAGAAGAAGCCAUAUCAGGAGAAAGAAGCAUGCUAUUCAUAGUAGUGACACAACUUCUUCUGAUGAAGAACGUUUUGAAAGAAGGAAAUCAAAGAGCAUGGCAAGAGCGAGAAAUAGGUGUUUGCCUAUGAAUUUUAGAACAGAAGAUUUAGCCAGUGGUAUUCUCCGAGAACGUGUUAAAGUGGGCACAAGUUUGGCUGAUGUUGAUCCAAUGAACAUUGAUAAAUCAGUACGGUUUGAUAGCAUAGGUGGAUUGAGCCAUCAUAUUCAUGCACUAAAGGAAAUGGUAGUAUUUCCACUAUUAUAUCCAGAAAUUUUUGAAAAAUUUAAAAUUCAGCCUCCAAGGGGCUGUUUGUUUUAUGGACCUCCUGGCACAGGUAAAACCUUGGUUGCCAGAGCACUAGCUAAUGAGUGCAGUCAAGGAGACAAAAAGGUGGCUUUUUUUAUGCGAAAAGGAGCAGACUGUCUGAGCAAGUGGGUGGGUGAAUCAGAAAGGCAACUUAGGCUUCUUUUUGAUCAGGCAUAUUUGAUGAGACCUUCUAUAAUAUUUUUUGAUGAAAUAGAUGGAUUAGCUCCAGUUCGCUCUAGCAGACAAGAUCAGAUUCACAGCUCUAUAGUGUCAACCCUCCUUGCUCUUAUGGAUGGAUUAGAUAAUAGGGGUGAAAUUGUUGUUAUUGGUGCUACAAAUAGACUUGACUCUAUAGAUCCUGCUCUCAGGAGACCUGGUCGUUUUGACAGAGAAUUCCUUUUCAACUUGCCUGAUCAAAAGGCAAGAAAACACAUAUUACAGAUUCAUACCAGGGAUUGGAAUCCAAAAUUGUCAGAUGCUUUUUUAGGUGAAUUGGCCGAAAAAUGUGUUGGGUAUUGUGGAGCUGACAUCAAGGCCCUGUGCACUGAAGCUGCUCUGAUUGCCCUGCGGCGGCGUUACCCCCAGAUCUAUGCCAGCAGCCAUAAACUGCAGCUCGAUGUGUCCUCAAUAGUGCUCAGCGCUCAAGAUUUUUACCAUGCAAUGCAGAACAUUGUGCCUGCUUCCCAGCGUGCUGUCAUGUCUUCGGGACAUGCACUGUCCCCCAUCAUAAGGCCACUGCUAGAAAGAAGCUUCAACAAUAUCCUCGCAGUCUUGCAAAAAGUGUUUCCUCAUGCUGAAAUUAGCCAGAGUGACAAGAAAGAAGAUAUAGAUACUCUAGUUUUAGAUGAUAGUGAAGAUGAGAAUGCUCUAUCAAUUUUUGAGACCAGUUGUCACUCAGGAUCACCAAAGAAACAGUCAUCAGCUGCUGCUGUACAUAAAUCCUACCUUCAUUUUACAAUGUCACCAUAUCAUCAGCCAACCUCUUACAGGCCAAGAUUAUUGCUGUCUGGAGAACGAGGCUCAGGUCAAACUUCUCACCUUGCUCCAGCGCUUUUGCACACUCUAGAAAAAUUCUCUGUGCACAGACUAGAUCUCCCAGCACUUUAUUCAGUUAGUGCCAAAACACCUGAAGAAUCAUGUGCACAGAUUUUUCGUGAAGCUCGGAGAACAGUACCUAGUAUUGUUUACAUGCCUCACAUUGGUGAUUGGUGGGAAGCUGUUAGUGAAACUGUGAGAGCAACUUUUCUGACCUUGCUACAAGAUAUACCAUCAUUUUCACCUAUAUUUCUGUUGUCUACCUCUGAAACCAUGUACAGUGAACUUCCUGAAGAGGUUAAAUAUAUCUUUAGAAUACAGUAUGAAGAGGUUUUGUAUAUUCAAAGGCCUACUGAAGAAGACAGAAGAAAAUUUUUCCAAGAAUUGAUUCUUAAUCAGGCAUCAGUGGCUCCACCACGAAGGAAACACACUGGUCUUUGUGCUAUGGAAGUGCUUCCUCUUGCACUACCUUCUCCACCUCGUCAAUUAUCAGAAUCAGAAAAAAUUCGGAUGGAGGACCAGGAGGAAAAUACUUUAAGAGAGUUGCGGUUGUUUCUCAGGGAUGUAACCAAGAGGCUGGCCACAGAUAAACGCUUUAACAUCUUCAGCAAACCGGUUUCAGAUUAUCUUGAAGUAAUCAAGGAACCAAUGGAUUUAUCAACAAUAAUAACUAAAAUUGAUAAGCAUAAUUACCUGACUUCAAAAGAUUUCCUGAAAGAUAUUGACCUCAUCUGUAGUAAUGCUUUAGAAUACAAUCCAGAUAAGGACCCAGGAGAUAAAAUAAUUAGACACAGGGCUUGUACCCUGAAGGACACUGCACAUGCCAUCAUUGCAGCUGAACUGGAUCCAGAAUUUAAUAAACUCUGUGAAGAAAUUAAGGAAGCAAGAAUAAAAAGAGGCUUAUCGGUAACAGCAGAACAAAUAAAUCCUCAUGGUACUGGAACUCGGAAGACAGAAACUAGAGUUGAAGAGGCAUUUCGGCACAAACAAAGAAAUCCAAUGGAUGCCUGGCACAACUCUGCAAAUAAAUUUCGAGUUCGGAGAAAAUCGAGGCGGCGAUCACAGUGGGGUAAAGGAAUUAUUAAGAAAAGGAAAGUCAAUAAUUUAAAAAAAGAUGAAGAGGACACCAAAUUUGCAGACUAUGAGAAUCAUACGGAGGGCAGGAAAUUGCUAGAGAACGGAGAAUUUGAGGUAAGCACUGACUGCCAUGAAGAAAACGGAGAGGAGGCUGGAGAUUUGUCUAUGACUAAUGAUGAGUCAUCAUGUGACGUCAUGGACAUGGAUCAGGGGCAGAGGCUUAACAGUGGAGCGGGCACAAAAGAGAACUUUGCAUCCACCGAAGAGGAAAGUUCCAACGAGUCUCUCCUCGUCCACAGCAGCAGUUCUGUAAACCCGGGACAGACUUCUGGGAAAGAGCCUUUCCUCAAAGGGAGCUGUCUCAAUGGCGAGGCCUCCACUGACAGUUUCGAAGGAGUCCCAGCUCUGGAGUGCCAGGACGGCAAAGCAGAAGCAGUUCCCCUCUGUAGCAACGGGGAUAAAUGUAGCCCCGAGCGGAAGGUUCUUCCGGGGGACCAGUCAAAAGAGAAGCCAGCAGCCUCUGCUGAAAACCAUGGAGAUGAUCCUGAGAAGCGAGAAGCCCUGGAAUGUAGCAGUGAUGAGAAGCUAGAACCUGGCCCUGAUGUGGAGGUCAAAGACCCAGAGCUGGAUAAAGAAGGUGCUUCUAAAGUAAAGAAAUAUCGUAAGUUAAUUUUAGAACAGGCAAAAGCAACAACCCUGGAGCUGGUACCAGAAGAGCCGGCUGAGCCUGUGCCACCUCUUAUAGUUGAUCAUGAGAGAUUGAAGAAAUUGCUUGAUUUAUUGGUAGAUAAAAGCAACAAUCUGGCAGUUGAUCAACUUGAGAGAUUAUAUUCUCUUCUUAGUCAGUGCAUCUAUCGUCACCGCAAAGAUUAUGACAAAUCACAACUUAUUGAGGAGAUGGAAAGAACAGUUCAUACAUUUGAGACAUUCCUAUGA
Pipistrellus nathusii (Nathusius's pipistrelle) is the source of this 4347-nucleotide messenger RNA. Lineage: Eukaryota; Metazoa; Chordata; Mammalia; Chiroptera; Vespertilionidae. The record is from the annotation of a GenBank genome assembly.